CUACAUGGGCACAUGGCAAGUCGCAGUGAAAAGUAGCAGUGACUGGUACUUUUUAACAUCACUAUAAUAAAAUUGUUUAUAUUUUACUUCGUCGUCCUGGACUACAUUAUAGGAAUAUCAUCAAAGUACAUGUGAUUGUUUAUACUGUGUUUAAUUCCGUUCGUGCGAUAGGUCUAAAAAUCACCGUUAUUUGUAAUAUUAAUUUUCGUUUAUUUUUCAUCGGUGGUGAUCAUCAUUUAUACAAACCCCACUGCGUUGUAUUUGUCGCAGCAUCCAACUAGCCGUCUCUGCAAAGAUUCUAGACCGUCGUGUUCAUCGUCUUGUUUUAAGUAAUUUAUUACAACCCGCCCAAAACUUUUCAUAAAAUGUCUCUGAGAACCAUCCAGAAAAAAAUACAGUCGUAUGGCAACAUCAACAAAAUCACUUCGUCCUUAAAACUUGUGUCGGCUGCCAAACUAGCAAAGACUGAGCGUCUGCUAAAGGACGUUCGUCCGUUUGGCCAUGGCACGCUAUCAUUUUACAAACAUUAUACACACAUUAACAUGCUCGAUCACAUUGAAAAUCAUCUCAUAUUUGCCAUUACUUCUGAUCGCGGUCUAUGUGGUGGCAUACAUACGUCUAUCGUGAAGAAAGUCAAACAAGAACUAGACAGGCCUGAUCAAAAAUUAGCUAAAGUCGUGUGUGUUGGCCAAAAAUCAGAGGAACUGUUAGCUAAGUCGCAUAAGUCUAACAUUUUAUUUACAGUUUUCAAAAUAGGAAAAGAUAAUCCCACGUUUCUAGAGGCUUCAAAAAUAUUCAAUGAAUGUAAUUACGCCGACUUUAUUGCUUGCCAAAUAUUUUACAACCGAAUGGUUACUAGAGGCAAGUCACACGUUGACUGGAUCUCCAUUUAUAAUACAGAUUUCCUUCUCACGGUAGCUCAUAUUGCUAGUAUGGAAGAAGUAGAAGAAGAAAAUAUGAGAAGUUACAUUGAAUUUUCUACUGUUUCACUUUUGUUUUUUGCAAUGGUAGAAAACUCCUUAUGUGAACAUUCUGCUCGUAUGAUAGCUAUGGAUUCUGCAUCUAAAAAUGUGAAGUCGUUAAAUGAAAAGUUAUCCUUGGAGUAUAAUCGAAAAAGACAAUUUAAAAUCACGUCAGAUCUUAUCGAUAUUGUUUCUGGAAGUCAAGUUAUAACUGAAAAAUAAACUAUUCUGUUUAAAACCA
Molecule: messenger RNA, 1203 nt
Organism: Aphis gossypii (cotton aphid)
Lineage: Eukaryota; Metazoa; Arthropoda; Insecta; Hemiptera; Aphididae
Product: ATP synthase subunit gamma, mitochondrial-like
Exons: 2
Coding region: 366-1184 (272 amino acids)
Biological process (GO): proton motive force-driven ATP synthesis
Molecular function (GO): proton-transporting ATP synthase activity, rotational mechanism
Source: RefSeq, a predicted model, not a curated record